This is a messenger RNA of Paramecium tetraurelia, 1815 nucleotides long. RefSeq lists its product as uncharacterized. The transcript has 2 exons. NCBI's taxonomy places the organism in Eukaryota, Ciliophora, Oligohymenophorea, Peniculida, Parameciidae. The record is from RefSeq and is a predicted model, not a curated record.
AUGUAGUUGUUUCAAACUCCCAAUUCACCCAAGUCUACAUCUCGCAAUUACAGAAAACCAUUUUCAAAUCUCAACAAUUAUUCUGAAUUCUAAUAAUCAUCUAAUUAUUUGAAAACCAAAAUUUCAGCAUUGGAAAUGAGAGUCAAAAACAUCAAUAGCAAUCAUGUAAGUGAAAAUAGAUCAACAAACACUUCCAAAACUACAGCUAAUCUGUCCCCCAAAGAAUUUAAAAGAAAUCUCUAUUACGAAUCCAUCAUCAGCAAACGUUAAUAAAAUUUUAGUAAAUUGGAUCAUUCUCCAUCAGAACAAUCCACAACACAUAAUAAAUAUAGUUUAUUAACUCACCAAAUUCCUGCCAUCUCAAAUUUAAACAUUAAAGUAUAAAAUUUCACAAAAAAAUUAAGAGAAUUUUAAAUACAUAAAACAUAAGAAUCUGACAUUAUCAUGACUAAAAUCAAAUAAUUUUGUGAUUAACACUUCAAUGAAUGCUUUGAUUUCUAUAGGUCUACAGAUUUAAUGUCCUUAAAAUAUUUCAUUUACUUAAUCAUACAAGAAAUAAACUCAAAUGGACAAGAAACCGCUCGAUCCAUAGAAACUUAGAAUUAACAAAAUCAAAUCCAACAUUUAAAAUCCUUGUUAGAAAACUAAAAAUUAGACCAAACUACUAAUCAAAGCUAAUAAAAAUUUAAAAAAGUGAUAAUUGAUACACAGAAUGUGAUUCAAUCGAUAAUUUUAUAGUUGUAAUAGUAACAUAAUUAAAAUAUGUUAACUAAUUAAGUUCAGAUGCUCAAAAAUUAAAUUCAAACCUUAAAUGAUGUGAAAUAAUAAUAAUCAUUUAGGUUAUCAUUUGGAAUGAGAACCUCCAGUAAUAUAGAUAGUGAAAACAACCCAACAAUUGCAAAUCAAUCUACUUCAAGAGCAAAUUAAUCGACAUAUAGAGAAAGAUUUAAAACCUCAAUAAAUUCAAAAUCCAAAUCUCCCUUUAAUGUAGAAACUCCUAAGAAAAAUAAACUCUUAGAAGAAUAAUAAAGAAUUAUCUAGCAAUUGCUCUCUAAGAUACCUGAUCAACAAUAAUUGGAUGGGCAUAAGAAGACAAUUGAAGAACUUGAGGAAGAAUUGAAUAAAAAGAACUAGUUAAUAGUUGAGCUGGAAGAUAGAAUUUAGAAUGAGGAAGCUUAUUUAGUAUUGAAUCAACGAAUUUUGGAUAUCAACAAAAAUUUAGAUAACGUUAUAUCAUAAAAUUAGAGUCUUAUUAAAGAGAAUGAUGCUUUGAAAUAUGAAUUAGGACAAUUGAGAUUUUUAGAAGAGCAAUAUUAUGCAUUAGUAAAAGAAAAUAAAAUCCUACAGUAAUCAAUUAUCAAUAACGACUGUUAAUACGAUAAAAUAUUACAAUAAUUCGAAUUGGAAUGUAAGAAUUAUCGAUAGCAAAUCCUGAAACUUCAAGAAACUUGCGAAACUUAGCAAGCCUAAUUAUAAGGGUAGGAGGAGCAGAGAGGACUUUAAUACUAAUUGUCAUAAUUCGAUAAAUUGAAAAAAUUCAUUAGAGAAGAGGCUUAAGGUGUAGGAUAGGUGAUUACAUAAAUUAAUCAAUAAUUAUAAAAAUAAUUGUCAGAUAUUAUGCCUAAUUCAAUAAAAUAGUUAUAAAAGGAUCUUGCCAAGAAGAAAUGUGUGAUUGAGGAAAAGAUAUUGAGUUUUGAGUAACUAUAGGAUGAGGAUUGUGAAUUGGGAAAGGUUCUGAACAAAUAAGAAAAUGAUGAACUGAAGUUGAUUUUAUUGAUGCAAUCUCUGACAAUAGAGAAGAUGAUUGAUUUGUGA